This is a messenger RNA of Labrus mixtus (cuckoo wrasse), 1680 nucleotides long. Its product is annotated as C-reactive protein-like. The transcript is spliced from 2 exons. Bases 467 to 1147 code for a protein of 226 amino acids. The record is from RefSeq and is a predicted model, not a curated record. Lineage: Eukaryota; Metazoa; Chordata; Actinopteri; Labriformes; Labridae.
GUAUUUUUGUGUUGUUUCAUACUUACAUCACCUCAAAUAUUUCCAACAGUUAUCAAAGCCAGAGACAUCCUUAAAUUUAUAGAUGUAACAAGACGUUUCAUGACAUUAACAUUCACAUGAUAUCUUCAUUAUGACCUUGCUCCAUUUAAGAUUAAAUCAGUCUGAAUUAUUUAAUUACAUUUUUCAUUAAGUCAGGAUUUUGCCUACGAGGCCGGAUCUUGCUCUUAUAGAUGUGAGCUUUCAGGACAGAAAAACACACGCACACACGCACGCACACACACACACACACACACACACACCUUUAAUCAAUAGUCAGAUUGAGUCAUGAAGAAUAAACAUUGACGCAAUUGGCCAGAACUUCCUCCACCUCCUUAAAAUCUCCAUAAAUAAAAUAAAAAAACGAUCAGGGGACAAUCAUUCCAGGUUCAGGUUUUAAGGAACUGUCCGACAUCCCGGCCCAGAAAACAUGAAACAGUUAGUCUUACUGGCUGCACUCUGCGCUGGUCAUGCUUCUGGAAAAGAUCUUUCAGAGAAGGUUUUUACUUUCCCAGUUGAAAGUGCAACUUCUUCUGUUAAGCUCAUUGCCAACGUUGCGCAGCCCCUCACCGUUUUGACCAUGUGCAUGAGGUUUUUCUCGUCACUUACCCGAGCUCAGUCGCUGUUCUCACUGGACAUCCCGUCUCAAUCUAACGCCUUCCUGCUCUUCAAGCCCUCUGUGGAUGUGUACAGACUGCACAUCAAUGGGGCUGCACUCGAUAUAAGUGGACUGCCCGAUGAGACCAAUGAAUGGAACUCUGUCUGCUGGACGUGGGACUCCACCAGUGGCUUGACGGCACUGUGGGUCAACGGAAAGCGCAGUCCUCGGGCAAUUAUGGGUGCCUCAGUAUCUCUCUCAGGGGUUCCCAGCAUCAUUUUGGGUCAAGAUCAAGAUAGUUAUGGUGGAGGCUUUGACCAGAGUCAGUCCUUUGUUGGGGACAUUACAGACGUCCACAUGUGGGACAAAGUCAUCUCUCCGUGUGAAAUUAGGUUUUAUAUGGAUGGUAGCGCCUUCACCCCCGGAAACCUUCUCAGCUGGAACAACCUAAGGUUCUCCACCACCGGCACUGUGCACGAGGAACAAAGCGACUUCAAUAAGUCAUGUUUUUAGCUUAUUUAACUGGCAACUAAGAUGCAAAGCUAAACCAAAUAAGUGGAAUCGAAGCUUAGUCCAAGGGCAACUGGUGGACGGACCUAGAGAUCCGCAGAGGCUUACAUUUAUAUCUCUGUCCACCAGUUAGUUUAGUACUGAAGAAGCCUUUCGGAGGAGAGGUGAAACGUGCUCAAGAUCUUCAACUUAGUCCAGUUGCCUUUGGAUCAAGCUUUGAUUUACCAUGACGACCUGGAUAAAUGAGAACCAACAUAGACAAACAAGUGAAGACCGCCUGUUUUAAAUCUUUCAUGUCUCUAAUUCAGCCUUGAACACAUUGUUUACAAAAUAAAAGUCUUCCAGUAACUUGGCCCGGCAACGUUUUAAUUGUCUUUUUUGUUUUGUUUUUAAAACUAUUGAAAAAUAUAUUUAUUCACGUCUAAAUGUAAAUGAUGAAGAAAAUAGACUGAUUCACUUUUGCUCUGAACCUCUUUUCUACGGAAGUGCAUUGCAUUCACCAAAGAAAAUGCAUCUGCCAAUCAGGAUAUUUAGCA